CAGGACGCCGCGGUGCCAUGGCUGCGGGACCCGAACUUUAAACACUUCUCACCGGACCGGGGCGGAUGCGCAAACCCAGCAAGGCCGGCUCCACCAUGGACUGCAGCUGCGUCUCCGACCUUCUCUUCGCCCCGCCUGCCCUGCCGGCUCUCUGGACCCCCGGGUUUGCCUUCCCGGAUUGGGCCUACAAGCCCGAGUCGUCCCCUGGCUCGAGGCAGAUCCAGCUGUGGCACUUCAUCCUGGAGCUGCUGCAGAAGGAGGAGUACCAGGGUGUCAUCGCCUGGCAGGGGGACUACGGGGAAUUCGUCAUCAAGGACCCCGACGAGGUGGCCCGCCUCUGGGGCAUCCGCAAGUGCAAGCCCCACAUGAACUACGACAAGCUGAGCCGGGCCCUGCGCUACUACUACAACAAGCGGAUCCUCCACAAGACCAAAGGGAAGAGGUUCACCUACAAGUUCAACUUUAGCAAAGUCGUGCUUGUCAACUACCCACUGUUGGACGUGGCGGCAGCCACCACGGGCUCCCCUCUCUUGCUGACCCCUGGCCCCUUUGCGGGGGCCCCCGGGCCAGAUGCUCCUCCCCUCACCCCUGAGACCCUGCAGACCCUGUUCUCUGCCCCACGCCUGGGAGAGCCAGGGGCCCGGGCCCCCCUGUUCACCCCUGAGAUGGACAAACUGCGUCUGGACAGCCCUUUCCCAUUCCUGGGCUCAGGUGCCACCGGCUAUUCUAAGCCCCCUGGCCUGCUGGGUCCUUACAGCCGAGCCUUCCCAGAAUACCCCUGGAACUUUAAUCCGUACCUCGCUGGCCCCUUCCCCAAGCUGCCGCCCUCUCUCUACCCGCCGCACUUCUACCCCAACCCUCUGGCCAGCUCCCUGGGCCACCUGCCCUCCACGGGCGCAGGGGGAGGGCCCACAGCCACGCCCCUGCUGGCUGCCACCGGGGACAGCCUGGGCCCUGAGCGCCCCUCGGGCCUGGCAGCGGCCCCCCGCCUGGCACUGCCGGGGGCCGGGGGCCCAGAGGCUGCGCUGGGAGGGAAGGAGGACAGCGACUCGGAGCUGGAGAUCACAGACGUCAGCGGCUGCAGCUCUGACAGCGAGGGUGAAGACGGCCUCCCUGUGCCCCCCAAGGCCAAGGCCGGCAAAGGGGGGCUCGGCAGCUGAGCCAGUGUGGGGUGACGGAUCCGGCAGGGGUGGGGACUAGGGCCACUGCCUGUGCAGCCACUUCUGCUGUCUCGUCUGCCCUCAAUGUCCCACCAGAGGCCAGGGACCAGCCCGUGGCCCCGUCCAGGGCUGGACACAUGGCUGCCCCGGUCUUCUUCCCCAGCCCCAGACUGGGGGUCUCACCUCCCCUCAGAGAGGGUAGGGAACAUGAUGGCCUCC
Phyllostomus discolor (pale spear-nosed bat) is the source of this 1379-nucleotide messenger RNA. RefSeq names its product ETS repressor factor like (gene ERFL). Gene Ontology annotation, biological process: regulation of transcription by RNA polymerase II; cell differentiation. Lineage: Eukaryota; Metazoa; Chordata; Mammalia; Chiroptera; Phyllostomidae. Gene Ontology annotation, molecular function: DNA-binding transcription factor activity, RNA polymerase II-specific; sequence-specific DNA binding. The record is from RefSeq and is a predicted model, not a curated record. The coding region runs from base 66 to 1160 and encodes 364 amino acids. Gene Ontology annotation, cellular component: nucleus. The transcript has 6 exons.